This is a messenger RNA of Exophiala dermatitidis NIH/UT8656, 2064 nucleotides long. Its product is annotated as NADH-ubiquinone oxidoreductase 23 kDa subunit, mitochondrial. Gene Ontology annotation, biological process: mitochondrial respiratory chain complex I assembly; mitochondrial electron transport, NADH to ubiquinone. The transcript is spliced from 2 exons. Bases 152 to 838 code for a protein of 228 amino acids. Gene Ontology annotation, cellular component: membrane. Lineage: Eukaryota; Fungi; Ascomycota; Eurotiomycetes; Chaetothyriales; Herpotrichiellaceae. The record is from RefSeq and is a predicted model, not a curated record. Gene Ontology annotation, molecular function: 4 iron, 4 sulfur cluster binding; NADH dehydrogenase activity.
UGCACUGACGACUUCGAUUCUCUCGGACAGAGCAAUUAAUGCACUGGCACUGGCACAAGUAGAACAUCUCCAAACCAACACCCUCGCUGCCUCGAAACCUGCCUGCGCUCGCCACGUCCGUCGAACAACUCCUGUCCUAGACGCACCGGCGAUGGCGUCGUCUCUUCGUCCAGCAUCGCGGCUGGUGGCGAAGCCGCUAACAGCCUCGACAACAUUGCGACAACUGGAACGAUCGCCUUUUCUUCGCUCCACAGCUCCGUUUCAUACCUCAAGCCCGCGGAAUGCCCUGCCAUCGGGCCCUCCUCCGCAAGGCUUCAGAUUACCGCGACCAAAGAGAUUCGAUGAAACCGAAAAUGUGAUGGACAAAGCAAGCAACUAUUUUCUUCUCACUGAGAUGUUCCGCGGCAUGUAUGUCGUGCUGGAACAGUUCUUCAGAGCACCUUAUACUAUCUACUAUCCUUUCGAGAAGGGACCCAUUUCUCCCCGAUUUCGAGGCGAGCACGCUCUGAGAAGAUAUCCCACUGGCGAAGAGAGAUGUAUCGCCUGCAAGCUGUGUGAAGCUGUUUGUCCAGCUCUCGCCAUCACCAUCGAGGCUGAAGAACGAGAAGAUGGCUCCAGAAGAACCACUCGUUAUGACAUUGAUAUGACGAAAUGCAUCUACUGCGGGCUUUGCCAGGAGAGCUGCCCGGUCGAUGCUAUUGUCGAGACCCCGAAUGCAGAAUAUGCGACGGAAUACCGAGAAGAGCUCCUGUACAACAAGGAAAAGCUACUCGCCAAUGGCGACAAAUGGGAGCCUGAGCUGGCCGCCAUUGCAAGGGCAGAUGCUCCCUACAGAUAAGACUGUCUUGCAAGGGGAAUGUACUAUUUUUGUCCCGGUUCAAGUUUAUCCCACGACACAGCAUGAAAGAAGCGAACAUAGCGGGAGAUAAUCAAUGGAUCAGCGAAUUGCUCAAGCAUACAUUGUGUCGACGUGGCUGAAUGCUGCAUUGAUUGAUACAGGUUACACUCCUGGUAUUUUAGGACCAGGCCAAAUAUAACAAGCCGAUACUCGCUCCGUUUUUUGACCUAACUUGUCUAUCCCAAUGCGCGCAUUGUGAACUCAACACUGUCGAACCACGUUAGCCGUCAUUCUUCUAUACCGCGUCCAGAGGUUGUCAACUUACACAGCGAAUGUCCCUGCGCUGACAGGCAUAGCCCUGAACAUGGUGGGGAAGAUGCCUUUCCAGAACCCUCUCAUGCCUUCAGCCUUCCACGUCUGUGAGAAACAAUCUCGCAUGGUCUUGAACUGCUGGUCUUUGCCAAACCCAUCGCUCUGCAUCUUACUCUUGACCACAUCGAAAGGAUAACUGGCGAUCCAUAGUGCUUCUCCGGCCAAUCCUCCAUAGAAGGCGACCUUGGCAGAUGAAAUAUCGGAUCUUUUGACGUUGUUUCGUUUCAUGUCUUGUGCCAUGAGGUAUUCAAACGUCAGGAACCAGACACCGUAGGCUUGCGCCUCACGGUACAGCGUGACGACCUGGCCUCGGUAGAGACCCCGGAGAACACCUUCAUGCGCGGAAAGCUUUUUGAUGCAGUCAAGAGGUCCACUGUAUAGGCGGUUCGCCCCAUGAGGUUGUGUUUGCAGACGAAUCCUGACGUGCUCGAUAGGCCCUGACAGCACAGAGUUCGUAAGACCGGCAAAGGCACCAGAAAGAUAAUAUUGGCCCAACGAUAACUCGGCAGGACGGUUGGCCUUGAGGUUGCGUUCCUCAAAGGCACGGCGCGCGUAGUGAAAGGCUCCAAACUGGACAGAUACACAGGCGCCAAUACCGAUCAGAGGAGUAAGCGUCCCCUUGUAGAACGCUAAUGGGCCUUCGUUCUUGAGGAUAGAACUUGCGCAUGACAAUGCCGAAGGAUGUUUUGUGGAUGUUUGUAGUCUUACUUUGACAAUGUCUGGUCCCUCAUUGAGCAUCAGAGUAAAUUGCAGGGCAUAUCACUGCUUACCAAAUGGCUGGCCUGCACGUUAAAGUCAGUUUAUGCACACUUUAACAAGAACAAAUAUUCAUGCAUAUCAACCCCGUGGGGCGC